Molecule: messenger RNA, 684 nt
Organism: Aspergillus alliaceus
Lineage: Eukaryota; Fungi; Ascomycota; Eurotiomycetes; Eurotiales; Aspergillaceae
Product: acetylxylan esterase precursor
Exons: 4
Coding region: 1-684 (227 amino acids)
Molecular function (GO): hydrolase activity
Source: RefSeq, a predicted model, not a curated record
AUGAACCCAAUAGUUCUGCUACUCUUCACUGUUCUCGCUAUCUCCAUUGCCCCUCCACCUGCCCCCUGUGCCAAGGUCCACAUGAUCGUGGCCCGACAGAGCACCUCCUGGCCAGGAGAAGGUCGCAUGAAAGAGCUAGCUGAUUUUAUUAAGCGACACCUGCCAAGUUCCGAUUCCGAAGCGCUUCAAUAUCCGGCAUAUGGUGAUAUCUGGCGUUACCGUUCUUCGGUGUUUGCUGGGGACACAGCUAUGAUCUCCGCAAUAACUAGCUAUGCGGUACGCUGUCCAGAUUCGCAGAUCGUACUCCUAGGAUACUCUCAAGGUGCUCAUAUUAUCGGUGAUGUCCUUUGCGGUUCCGUGGUGGAGAGGGGCUUUCCAGCGAUCCUUCCGAUUGACGAUCGACUGGGUGCAAAGAUUUCCGCCGCAAUUUCAAUGGGAGAUCCUACCCAUGUCCCAGGUCUCCCAUACAAUGUUGGAACAGGCAAAAAGAACGGGAAGUUCCCACGAGUGAAUCACACCGCGUGUACGAAAUAUGAAUCUAUCCGGCGGUCCUAUUGCGAUGAGGGUGACAAAUACUGCGCGUCUGGUUACUGGUUCGGGGUCCAUCGAAAAUAUGUGAAGAAAUACAAAGGCGACGCUACGUGGUUCGUGCUAUCAAAAGUGAAUGGCAGUCGGGCAAUGUGA